ACCCAUCUUCUACCAACGCAUGUUUGAUGCCCUUGGUCUUCUGGUUGACUUCUUCCAUGCUAAAGGGAAAGGGUUAAACAUGGAGGACAUCCUCUCAGCACAGUUUCAGGAGUUGCGAGACCUGUUGACUUUUCACAAGAUGGACACCAUGUCUCUGAUUGAGACAUUCUACAUGCAGAUGGCAGAGAUCCAGAAGCAGCAAGAGAGUACAGAGUUUGGUAUCCUCAACUUCCGUGCUGUGUACAGAUAUGACUCCCACACACUGUAUGUCGAAGUUCUGAGUGCAAAGGACCUCAUCCCAUUGGAUGCGAAUGGUCUCAGUGACCCAUUUGUGCUUGUUCAGCUGUGUCCGGACCAUGUGUUCCCCAACAUCACUGUACAGAGCACACAGGUCAUCAAGAAAACACUACAUCCACUGUUUGAAGAGUCAUUUGAGUUUGCCAUCAGUCCUGGAGAGUGCCAGCACAAGGGGGCCACUCUGCUGUUCACCAUUAUGGACCAUGACCUGGUGUUCCAGAACGACUUUGCCGGUGAGGUGUACCUCGCAAUGGAGGACGUCCCUGGGGUCAGUGGUGAAGAGGUCACAGGAUAUGAUGCUCUCAGCAUCAUCUCCCUCCCUCUCAUACAGCCAAAACACAAAGGUAUGCUCCUCCCUCUCAUACAGCCAAAACACAAAGGUAUGCUCCUCCCGCUCACACAGCCAAAACACAAAGGUAUGCUCCUCCCUCUCAUACAGCCAAAACACAAAGCUUACGGUGCCUUGCAGAUCCUGGCACGUCGGACUUGGGACAAGGAGGCACAGGAAUUCGUGAAGAAACGGAGCAAGGUGGAGGAACAGGCAGCCUGAAGGUGAAGGCCCCUCUGGAGCUGCAUGCCGGAGUCAGUGAUCUAUGAUGUGUCUGUGCUCCUGUUGAAGACUGGUCUUCUGUAUAGAUAAUAUUUCCUAUGAGUGUGUUUCCAGACAAGAGUUGCCAUUGAGACAUGACUGUGGAGAUUAUAAUGGGGAGACAGAUCACUUAGCUGAGGUAUCAGCCCAGUAAACUAACAGGAGCAACACCUGAAGGGUGCUUUGUAUCCAGGUCUCGUGUGAUGAACAAAGGUAAAAUUAAUACGUCUGUUAUGUUUGGAAUAAAUCGGGAUACACAUAACAAAGUUAUGGAGGAGUGCACAACUCAGCUGCACCAUCUGACUACUUCACUCACAAUGUAAUACCCCUGUAUAGUUUUUGUCAAUCAAGACACUAUGUCACCCAUUCACAAAAGAGUCUAUGUUACCUGCAAGAUGUUUUGUUACAUCUACCUACCGGAAACUCUGUUACUAUACCUAUAAGCUACUCUAUUACCUGUAUAGACAGGAAGCUCUGUUACUAUACCUAUAAGCCGCUCUAUUACCUGUAUAGACAGGAAGCUCUGUUACUAUACCUAUAAGCCACUCUAUUACCUGUAUAGACAGGAAGCUCUGUUACUAUACCUAUAAGCCACUCUAUUACCUGUAUAGACAGGAAGCUCUGUUACUAUACCUAUAAGCCGCUCUAUUACCUGUAUAGACAGGAAGCUCUGUUACUAUACCUA
Molecule: messenger RNA, 1571 nt
Organism: Haliotis rubra (blacklip abalone)
Lineage: Eukaryota; Metazoa; Mollusca; Gastropoda; Lepetellida; Haliotidae
Product: BAI1-associated protein 3-like
Exons: 7
Coding region: 20-847 (275 amino acids)
Source: RefSeq, a predicted model, not a curated record